AAUUGGGAUAUGUGAUUCUGGGAAAGGUGUGGAUUUUCUGAUUGUUAUUGUUUUCAUUAUUUUUAAUUACGUUCAUGGUACAACUUUUUAUUAAUGUAUUACUAUAACUUUAAAAUCUUUUGAUAUGGAGUGCUGUUACUUUGAAUGAUUUCUAUUCAUGGAAAUUACUUUUUUUAAUUUCACAAUGCUUAAAAUCAGUGACGUAUGAUACCAUACUGUUGGUCUCAUAGGCAGAAAUAUCAAAGUACACCCAUUGGAUGUACAGAGGAUAUUAAUAUAUUUUAUUUACAAUAAUUAGUUGUUUUUAGUAUUAUUAAGAUAUAAUUAAAACUUUGUCUUCAUGUUGAACAUGGCACACAAUUUGGCUCCAAGUGUCAAUUGUUCACUUGAUGAUAUUGAUCUCAAUGCUCUUAAGGAUCCAGCUGGAAUAUUUGAACUUAUUGAAGUUGUUGGUAAUGGGACCUAUGGACAAGUAUAUAAGGGGCGACAUACUAAAACUGGACAAUUAGCAGCAAUAAAAGUAAUGGAUGUUACUGAGGAAGAAGAAGAAGAAAUUAAAUUAGAAAUCAAUGUCUUAAAAAAGUAUUCUAAUCAUCGUAAUAUUGCUACAUAUUAUGGAGCUUUUAUAAAAAAGAGUCCACCUGGUAAAGAUGAUCAGUUAUGGCUUGUAAUGGAGUAUUGUGGAGCUGGAUCUGUUACUGACUUAGUGAAAUCGACUAAAGGUCAAUCUCUAAAAGAAGAAUGGAUUGCAUAUAUAUGUCGAGAAAUAUUACGUGGUCUUAGUUACUUACACUCUAAUAAAGUCAUUCAUCGUGAUAUUAAAGGGCAAAAUGUGUUAUUAACUGAUAAUGCUGAAGUCAAACUAGUUGAUUUUGGAGUAAGUGCUCAGUUAGAUCGUACAAUUGGACGUCGAAAUACAUUCAUUGGUACUCCUUAUUGGAUGGCACCUGAAGUUAUUGCAUGUGAAGAAAAUCCAGAUGCUACUUAUGAUAAUAGAAGUGAUUUAUGGAGUUUAGGAAUCACAGCUUUAGAAAUGGCUGAAUCUCAGCCCCCUUUAUGUGAUCUUCACCCAAUGAGAGCUCUAUUUCUUAUCCCCCGAAACUCUCCUCCUAGACUAAAAUCUAAAAAGUGGGCAAAAAAGUUUCACAGUUUUAUUGAGACAGUUCUUGUUAAAGAUUAUCAUCAAAGACCAUAUACAGAUCAGCUUUUAAAGCAUCCAUAUAUUAGAGAUCAACCAACUGAGCGGCAAGUUCGUAUCCAGCUCAAAGAUCAUAUUGAUAGAUGCAAAAAACGAAAGCAAGAAAAAUCUGAAAGAGAAGAUUAUCGUUAUAGUGGCUCUGAAAACGAAGAAGACGAUGAUCAUAAUAUUGCAGGUGAACAACAUUCAUCCAUUGUUCAAGCUCCUGGAGAUAACACAUUAAGGCGAAACUUCCAACAAAUACAAGAAGGAAGAACUUUAACUCCUCAUGGCAAAGAAAAACAUGGUAAAGAAAGAGAAGAAAUUCCAGAACCAGGUCCUCCUUCUCGCCCUCCAAUAAUACCUCAUAGAUUAAUUGUUGUUCCAGAUCCUCAUCCUCCAUCAAGGCCUCUUCCUCCACCUCCUCGGGAUGAUAGACAUUUCCAUGUACAACAACAAUCUCAAAGAAAUUCAAAUGUGUUCCAGCCAAUGGCACAUCAAAAUGGAGGUUCUAAAGUAAUCCCUCAAGCAAUAAUAGAGUCUGAUUCUUCAGAUGAUGAUGAUGAUGAUGACGAUGAUGAUGGAGAUGAUGCUAAUCGUCAAGAUGCACGUCGUGCUCUACAAAGAAGGAAACCAAAUGAUGGGACGUUGUUAGCAAGCGAUCCCCCUAAACCAUUACCAGCUGAUAUAAAUCCUAAUGGUUUAAUGCAUUUAGAAGGAUCAUCAUCUAAUACUGUUGGUGUUAUGGGACCUGGGGGUGCUCCAAACCGCCCACUACCUCCUACACCUGAUGAAGAGAGUGGAGAUAGAACAUUAGUCUUGAGAAGACUUUCUCAACAGAAACCUAUUACAAGCGAUAACAAAAUAGAUGUUGAUGAACAAAAAUUAUUAAAAGACUGGGAUUUUGCAAGAUUUUUUCAAAAGCCAAACAAUACGACUGAUAAUGAUAUUCAACAAUCACAUAAACAAACAUCAAUACCUAGACGUGUUCUUCACAAACCUAAUGGUUCAGAACUUUCACCUGCUACUAAAUUUAUACCCAAUGUGUUCAGAAGAGAGAAUACUGAUUUCUUUGUUCCUUCUUCAAGGCAUUCUGCUGUUUUUCUUGAAAAUAAGCGAUCAGAAAUUCAACCAAGGCGAGGAUCUGAUGCUGGAAAAAAAUCUGUUGAAAGAUCUGAUUCAAUUAAAAAACAGUGGAAACCUACAAGACCUAGAAGAGAAAGAACUGACGGUGAUAUUGUGUUACAAGCUAGCCGACAAAGAUCAACAUCUUCUAGACCAUUUGUUGACAAUAAAUGUUUAGAAGUUGAUAAUAGAUUUUCUCGUGGAAUUGUUGAUAAUGGCAAGAAAGAAAUUGAACAAGAUAAUGGAUUUACCAAAGAUACCAAUCAGAAUCGUGAUGAUCGUCGUAAUGAUUUUCAUAGGCAUGACUUAUCAGGAGGUUCUAGUUCUAGAACUAGUUCAGUGUUACCAGAUCUAUUGUCUCAGGCAUCUUCAAGUCCUGGAACUCCAAAUCAAAGAUUAGAUAAAAGCAAUAGCGAAGAGAUUCAAAACUCCCCAAUCACAAAUUAUUCACUACCACAGAAACAAAGAUCAUUUCUUACAUUUGGUUUUGGAGCUGGUGGUACUGGUACUAGUACAAGCUCUCAAGGUCCAGGACGUCGAGAAUCUCAUGUUAAUGUAAAUGUUACCCCAACUGUUCAUGAUUUAACAUCUGAAACACCAGAGAUACGCAAAUACAAAAAACGAUUCAAUUCAGAGAUUUUGUGUGCAGCUUUGUGGGGUGUAAAUCUUUUAAUUGGCACAGAAACAGGUUUAAUGUUAUUAGAUAGAAGUGGCCAAGGUAAAGUUUAUCAAUUAAUUUCUAGAAGACGCUUCCAACAAAUGGAAGUAUUAGAAGGUCAAAAUAUAUUAGUAACUGUAUCUGGUAAAAAGAACCGAGUUAGAGUAUACUAUUUGUCAUGGUUAAAAUCUAAAAUACUGAGAACUGAUGGGCAAGUAGAACGGAGAAAUGGUUGGAUUAAUGUCGGCGAUUUACAAGGCGCAGUCCAUUUUUGUAUAGUCAAGUAUGAACGUAUUAAGUUUCUGGUCAUAGCACUUAAAGAUAGUAUUGAAAUUUAUGCUUGGGCUCCUAAACCCUAUCAUAAAUUCAUGGCAUUUAAAUCUUUUGGUGAUUUAGUACAUCGUCCUCUAUUAGUUGACUUAACUAUAGAAGAGGGUGCACGAUUGAAAGUAAUCUAUGGUUCAGCUGAUGGAUUUCAUGCUGUAGAUCUAGACUCUGCAUCAGUUUAUGAUAUUUAUCUACCUAAACAUACACAAGGAUCAAUUGCGCCUCAUUGUAUUGUUGUUUUACCAAACUCUAAUGGAUUACAGUUAUUGUUAUGUUAUGACAAUGAAGGUGUAUAUGUUAAUACAUAUGGAAAAGUAUCAAAAAAUAUUAUAUUACAAUGGGGAGAAAUGCCCACCUCAGUUGCCUAUAUAGGCACUGGCCAAAUAAUGGGAUGGGGCAAUAAAGCAAUUGAAAUUCGAAGUGUAGAAACUGGUCAUUUAGACGGUGUCUUCAUGCAUAAAAAAGCCCAGAGACUGAAGUUCCUUUGUGAACGAAAUGAUAAGGUAUUCUUUUCAUCUGCCAAAGGUGGUUCAUGUUGCCAAAUUUACUUUAUGACGCUCAACAAACCUGGUAUGGCUAAUUGGUAGUUUUGUUACUAACAAAUCCAUCUAAAAUUUUACAUCAAGAUAUGGUAAUACAAUAGAAAAUUAAAAUUAAAUUCAUUGUUAUAGAAUAUAAUUAGGUAACAGCUUAUCUUAACAAUAUUUUGAUGUAUUUUCAUAUAAUUAUUGCUUCAAAAAUAAAUAAAAGACUUGACUACCAA
This is a messenger RNA of Daktulosphaira vitifoliae (grape phylloxera), 4050 nucleotides long. It is a transcript of the gene msn, whose product is annotated as mitogen-activated protein kinase kinase kinase kinase 4. The transcript has 22 exons. Gene Ontology annotation, molecular function: ATP binding; protein kinase activity. Bases 341 to 3874 code for a protein of 1177 amino acids. The record is from RefSeq and is a predicted model, not a curated record. Lineage: Eukaryota; Metazoa; Arthropoda; Insecta; Hemiptera; Phylloxeridae. Gene Ontology annotation, biological process: protein phosphorylation.